AAUCUUUAUUGGAUGAUGGUUUUAUAUAGCCCAAACGAUUUUUUCACCUUUUUUAUGUGAUUGGGACUACAAUUUAUGCACACAAUAACCAGAUCUGACCGGCUGGCUAUGGCAGAUAUCGCUGACAUGGGAGAGGUUGACGAAAUGCAUUCCAAAGAAGAAGGUAGCAUUGUUACAAACGGUGAUCUAUCAAAUGAUAUAGAAAUGGAAACUCAAGACAGUCAAGAUAGUCUCAAAAAGUCCAGUUUGCCCGACUCUGUAGGAAUGGAAUAUGAAACUAUUGAAACCAAAGAUAAUCAACCAGAAAAUGUUAGCGCAAUGGAGGAUAGUAAUGAAGAAACUGAGAAUACAGCUGAAGAAGUUAGUUCUGUAGCAACUGAGCGUCAGUCGGAAGUUAAUGAAGAUGAUAUCAGCCAAGAAACAAAAAUGAGCGACGAUCAAACGGAAGAUAGUGAAGCGAUUGACAGAGAAAACAGUCAAGCUAGUGAAGAUGUCAGAGAAAAAUCAGAAGUGGAUGAGGAGGAGAAUAACAGCAGGCAUAGUGCCAAGGAAUCUGAAAAAUCUGAAGUUCGAACUGAAGACGAAGUUCAUGAAAUUGAAUCUGACGAUGAGGAUCAAGGCAGCAGUAAAAAUAAAAUUAGUAACGAUGAACCAAUUGAGCUUAACGAUUCUGGUGGGGAGGGAGACGGAGAUAUCAUGAUAGUUGAUAUACCUAAGGAAAAUGGUACGUCUGAAGUUAUAGAUCUGGCAAGCGAUGCUACUCCUGAGAAAAAAGUUAUUGAAAAACGAGAAACUGUGACCCCUAGGCGGAGUUCAAGAAAUUUAAAUAAAAGUAGGAGUUAUGUGGAGAGUGAUAAAGAAGAGGAAGGGUCUAAUUCUCCUCCGGAACACUCUGAAGAGUCGGAUGUCGAAGAGGUUCUACCUCAAGAUCCCUUGGCUUGUGGUGACUCCGUUACCAUAGAGAGGGUUCCUAUUGAAAAACCAAAAAUUCCAGGAAAGUCUGCAACAAUAGUGGUAAAAGACACAAAAAGACUUGUAGAAAUAGCUUCUAAAUCGAAUAACACAACUCAGGGUAAAAAGGAGCCUACUCUGGUGAUUAUUGACACUAAUUCUAUUUUAUCAGGACAUGGUCCUGUUCCUGUAAAUAACAAACCCGCGCCCAUCCCCAAACCCACCCCUUCCCCUAUAACCACCCACAGUUAUACGAAUGUGCUACCUAAAGCUGUACCAGCCCAAGGGAUGUACCCCCCAAACAUGAGAGCGACAAUAACUCCAAUUCCCAUAAAUUCCUCAAACCUCCCUUCAACCGCGCCAGUCAAAACGGCCCCUGCAACAAUAACACCGACGUUGACGACACCUCUUCUUCCCACCUUGACUGACGACAUGUUCGUCGUGGAGGCACCGUCAUUCAUAGUUCCAUAUGUUUAUGAAAAACCACCUGUUAAAGACUUCAAAGCCUUCAUCAAAACUAUUCAAGAACAGAUUCUUGAGCGAUUGAAAAAUGAAAAGGAAGAAGAGGAAAAGGCGGAUGAUAAAGAAAGUGAAGAUGGGGAUAAGAAAGAAGAAAAAGUGGAGGACGAGAAAAUGGAAACAAAUGAAGAGGAAAGCAAAAAAGACAAGAGUGAUCCUCUUUAUGAACCAAAGAAGGGAGUUGAUGAACAACGGAAACCUUAUUCAUACUUUGAUAGUCCUUUAGGAAAGUUUUUUAUCAAUAUCGGUUUUAAUCUUGUGCAAGAAUAUGUACAAACUGAUCUUUUGAAACAGCAGAAGCGCAAACAUAGCAGGGAAGGAGGUGCCAACGCCGAAACUGAAAAAACUAUCAAGUCGCUUAUGAAGAAUCUUCAGUACAGCAAAUCAAAUAACGAGCACUUCAAAACAGACUUGAAAAAGUGUGAGUUCUGUAAUUUCAAAACGGAAUCCUCCCUAGCCAUGUCUUACCAUUUGGAAACCCCUCAUAUGAAGAACUUUGUCUACAAAUGUAAUUUCUGUGCAUACGAAGUGCGCAGUCCACACGAUAUUCUUUUUCAUAUGGAAGCUGAACAUGCAGUCAGGGGUCACCUUGAGAGAGCACCCGCUUUCCACCAGUGUCCAAACUGCCCAUUCGAAGACAACCAGAAAGGUAAAUUAUCCAGACAUUUGGUUACCUGCACGAAGAAAUUCAAGCCGGAAAGGAACCUGGAACCUCCCGUUGAUUGGGAACCGCCUGCGAAAAUACCAAGAGUGCCUAAGAUGAGACAACAAGGUCUGAACGCCACCGCUGCAGCUUACCAGGCGAUGUCGAAAACAUCUCAGUACCAGUUCCUCUCGAAGAUGCAGCUCCAGAGUACUCAGAACGCCUUGAACAGAGGCAGAGGGCGGCCCUCGCUCGGCACCAAUAUGGCCCCCAAACCACAAACUAUGAUCAGACCGUCUGGCAUGGUGUUCAAGCCACAAGCUUCUAUGUCUGGUGGAUCUGUACUCGUUCCAACUAGUUAUCAACUGAGCGGAAAUCAGGUGUUCCAGGUGUAUCAAUGGAAGCUCCUCAACCACGUCGCAAGAGAUCAUAACACGAUUCUGAAACCAGCUCACUUGUCCUACAAGUGUACAGUGUGUACAGCUACAUUUGGCAUGUACAAGCAGUUUGAAAAUCACGUUUAUUCCGCUCACAGCGUAGUGGCUAAGCGAGUAAUGGAUAAAAAAGCCACACCAUCUCCAGCCGGAAAGUCUGAACAGUUGAAAUCGUUGAAGAUCAACGACGAAAUUACGAUAAUUCCCCAACCAGCCAAGUCCACUAAUGGCGCCACUAAAGAAGGCAGCCCUGCAUCCACGGGUUCGAGCAAUUCCAAAAAUAGCACGCCUAGUACUAGUAAAAGUAGGUAAAUUGAAGAAUGAUUGCACAGGGGUUGCUUUUUUAUUUGUCCAGAUGAUAUCGUUUUAUCAUUUAUGUUGCUGUGUGUACAUACCCGCUUGAAUUUUUAUAUUAUAUCUGAAAUAAGACACUUUUUAGGUUGAAAUGGAUAAUGUAUAAAUUAGACAAAUGAUGUAGAUUUAAGGAAAUUAAUUGCAAACAUUUUUAAUUUGAUAACCAACAAUUCUUGAUUAUAGUAGUGAAAAUGAAAUAAAUUUAGAGGAAAAUAUAAAGAUCAAAAUAUACCUGUGUUCCAAUGUA
Messenger RNA from Leptinotarsa decemlineata (Colorado potato beetle), 3148 nucleotides. It is a transcript of the gene MEP-1, whose product is annotated as zinc finger protein MEP-1. NCBI's taxonomy places the organism in Eukaryota, Metazoa, Arthropoda, Insecta, Coleoptera, Chrysomelidae. Gene Ontology annotation, biological process: positive regulation of transcription by RNA polymerase II. The record is from RefSeq and is a predicted model, not a curated record. Gene Ontology annotation, cellular component: nucleus.